Molecule: messenger RNA, 2671 nt
Organism: Varanus komodoensis (Komodo dragon)
Lineage: Eukaryota; Metazoa; Chordata; Lepidosauria; Squamata; Varanidae
Gene: MYLIP
Product: myosin regulatory light chain interacting protein
Exons: 7
Coding region: 115-1452 (445 amino acids)
Biological process (GO): ubiquitin-dependent protein catabolic process
Cellular component (GO): cytoskeleton
Molecular function (GO): cytoskeletal protein binding; ubiquitin-protein transferase activity
Source: RefSeq, a predicted model, not a curated record
CGAAAAGGUUUCAGUGAGGGGAAACGUGCUGGUGGGCGGGGGUGCGCAGCCCAAGCAAGCCGGUGGUACCAGUUAGGGCUCUUCGGCGUCUGCUUUCGCGACGAGACAGCGGCCAUGCUGUGCUAUGUGACCAGGCCAGACGCAGUGGUGAUGGAGGUGGAGGUAGAGGCUAAGGCCAACGGCGAAGAUUGCCUCAACCAGGUUUGCAGGCGGUUGGGGAUUAUAGAAGUCGAUUACUUUGGACUCCAGUUCACAGGUAACAAAGGAGAAAAUUUGUGGUUGAAUUUGCGAAACAGAAUAUCCCAGCAAAUGGAUGGUCUACCUCCUUAUAGAUUGAAGCUGCGUGUCAAAUUCUUUGUGGAGCCACAUCUGAUCUUGCAAGAGCAGACAAGGCACAUGUUCUUCUUGCAUAUAGAGGAGGAUCUUCUGGCUGGUAAUCUUCAGUGUUCUUCUGAGCAUGCAAUUGAACUUAGUGCACUGCUUGCCCAGUUGAAGUUUGGUGAUUAUAAUCAAAAUACUGCCAAAUACCACUAUGAAGAGCUCUGUGCAAGGGAGCUUACAACUGCUAUUUUGGACAGUAUUACAGCAAAGCAUAAAGAACUUGAAGGCCUCAGCCAAGCUUCAACAGAAUAUCAAGUUUUACAGAUAGUGUCAACACUGGAGAAUUAUGGGAUAGAAUGGCAUUCUGUCAGAGACAGUGAAGGGCAAAAACUUUUUAUUGGUGUAGGCCCUGAAGGUAUUGCCAUAUGUAAAGAUGAUUUCAUUCCUAUCAACAGAAUUGCAUAUCCAGUUGUUCAGAUGGCAACACAGUCUGGGAAGAAUGUGUAUUUGACUGUGACAAAGGAGUCUGGCAAUAGUAUAGUUCACCUUUUCAAGAUGAUCAGCACUAGAGCAGCUAGUGGACUGUACAGAGCAAUAACAGAAACACAUGCAUUUUACAGGUGUGACACUGUUACUAGUGCUGUUAUGAUGCAAUACAGUCGAGACUUAAAGGGACAUCUAGCAUCUCUGUUCCUGAAUGAGAAUAUUAAUCUUGGCAAAAAGUAUGUAUUUGAUAUUAAGCGGACUUCUAAGGAAGCUUAUGAUCAUGCAAGGCGGGCCCUUUAUAAUGCUGGUAUUGUGGAUCUAGUUUCAAAAAGUGACCAGAGCCCUCCCAGUUCUCCCCUGAAGUCUUCAGAAAGCAGUAUGAACUGUGAAACCUGUGAGGGGCUCAGCUGCCAGCAGACGAAAGCUCUUCAAGAAAAGUUACGGAAGCUUAAAGAAUCCUUGCUGUGCAUGGUGUGCUGCGAAGAAGAAAUAAAUUCAACAUUUUGUCCAUGUGGUCACACUGUCUGCUGUGAGUCAUGUGCUGCACAGUUACAGUCAUGUCCAGUUUGCAGGUCUCAAGUGGAGCAUGUACAACAUGUAUAUUUGCCAACUCACACAAGUCUUCUUAAUCUGACAGUAAUAUGACCUUCAUGUUAUUGCUGGAAACUAUACAUCAUACAAGCUUCUAAACUGCCCUGUACUUCCAGACUGCACUAAUGUUCACUCCAACUCUGUCAGCGGUAAAGGAGAGCAGUCGUUUCAGCAUCUCCUUGCAACUUAUACACAGAAAGCUGUUAAGGAACAGUGGGGAGGGUGAGCAGAAUGGGGAGCAAGUUUUGUUCAAAUUGUUUGAGAAUAUGUUUUAGCGGGGUGUACUGUGAAUGUCUUAUGGACAACCUCAUGUCACCUGAAACAACAUUUCUAAAAUGGCAAUAUUCUGAAAAUUUGAAGAGGAGAUGGAAAGUUUCUCUGUAGUAUCCAGCAGGGGCAGCCCAGCUUCUUUUAUGCAUUUUAUAAAGAUUUUAUUUUUAAGUACUUUAUUUAGCAUGUUCACUCCAUUUACCUUUUGCGGAAAAUAGUUUUUAAUACCUACAACUGUUGUAGAAUGGUAAUUUAGUUUUUUCCAUUUAGUCCUUGAAGUAAGACAUUAUUUUUAAGUUGAUUUAUUUAAGAACCUAAGAUUGCAAAGCUUUAAACAAAUAGCUGUGUUUGUUUCAGCAAAAAUAGAAUACAUUACUCACAAAUUACUAUCAACAUUUGAAUAUGUUUUAUAACCUCUUGGACAUCUGAGAGAAAUCUGAAGAAAUUUAAGAAUUGUUAAUUUGAACAUCUGUAGAAACAUUUUUCUUUUUCAAGAAUAUCAGUUCCUGUUUAUUUGCCUUGUAUUUAGAGAAACAUUUCCUUGACCAGUAUAAUCUUUGUAUAGUUUUCUAAGAUGCAUUUGUGACAAAUGACUUUGUAAAAACCAUCUUACCUUUGACCACAAACCCUAUUCCUGGGCAUUUUGGACUUUGGUCAACUAGUUGAAUGCUUCAGAAUAUUGAAAACUAAAUGGCCGUGUUUGGGUGCAAUACUAGCUGAAACAAAAGCUAGAAAAGUCACUUUACUGAGACUUUCUGAAUAUGCUUUUCAUAUUGCCUUAAUGUAGCAGUAAUGUGUGUAUGCAUUUGUUUCUUUGCACAGACAUUUUGUCAAAAUAUUAAAACUCUACUUUUUUAUGGCACAUUAGCAUAUAAAUCUUAUGCCAGAAGGUAUUUAUUUUUUCACUUUGUAAAGUUUUGUUUCCACAUGAAACAAGAGCUCCUGUAUGGUAGAAAACUUGUCUUUUUAUAUAUGCAGGUUAUUAAAGGACUUUUAAAUAGAA